Molecule: messenger RNA, 2186 nt
Organism: Brienomyrus brachyistius
Lineage: Eukaryota; Metazoa; Chordata; Actinopteri; Osteoglossiformes; Mormyridae
Gene: hsf2
Product: heat shock transcription factor 2
Exons: 13
Coding region: 98-1660 (520 amino acids)
Biological process (GO): regulation of DNA-templated transcription
Molecular function (GO): sequence-specific DNA binding; DNA-binding transcription factor activity
Source: RefSeq, a predicted model, not a curated record
GUUUCCUCCAUCCGUCGUUAUUUUUGCUACUUGUUCUGCUCGGAGGGCGUUUGAAACGCAUUUGUUCAAGUACGUUUUACAUACUCACGUUGACAAAAUGAAGCAAAAUAGCAACGUGCCAGCGUUUUUGACGAAGCUCUGGACUCUCGUUGAGGAUCCUGAUACCAAUGAAUUUAUCUGCUGGAGCCAGGAGGGCAGCAGUUUUCUUGUGUUGGAUGAACAGAGAUUUGCAAAGGAAAUACUCCCGAAGUUCUUCAAACACAACAACAUGGCCAGCUUUGUAAGGCAGCUAAACAUGUAUGGAUUCCGCAAAGUGAUGCACAUUGAUACGGGCAUAGUGAAGCAGGAGCGGGACGGCCCUGUCGAAUUUCAGCAUCCUUUCUUCAAGCAUGGCCAAGAUGACUUACUGGAACAUAUCAAGAGAAAGGUUUCUUCCUCCAGGCCUGAGGAGAGUAAAAUCAGACAAGAUGAUCUGUCAAAGAUCUUGUCCAGCGUCCAGAAUAUUCAUGGUCAGCAGGAGAAUAUGGACUCCCGACUUGCAACGCUGAAAAGGGAGAAUGAAGCCCUGUGGCGGGAGAUAGCCGAUCUGCGUCAAAAACACAACCAGCAGCAGCAAGUUAUAAAGAAGCUGAUACAGUUUAUUGUCACACUGGUUCAGAGCAACCAUGUCCUGAGUUUGAAGCGAAAAAGACCAUUGCUGUUGAACAGCAACGGGAAGAAAUCCAAAUUCAUCCAUCCAAUCUUCGAUGAACCUGUCGACCACAGCAAGACCCAUGUCAAUGGGUUAAAGAAUCAUUCUGACAUUACUGAUGAUGUCAUCAUCUGCGAUUUAACCGUUGAGGAUUCUGAGGUCACAGAGGAAAUUUCAAGGGACGUGGAACUAGUGGAGGUGCAAGGAGAUGGCGAAGCCGCCAUGCUGGUGGAGAGCUCAGCGGACAAAGAAGCAGGAAACUCCCCGGAGACCAUGUGCGAAUGCACGGCCAGGAGCGCCGCCGAAUUUCCCGAGAGCAGCGGCGCGCUGCAGGUCAACAUGCCGUCAGUACUGAGCAUCGAAGACCCCCUCAAAAUGAUGGACUCCAUCCUCAAUGAGAGUGGAGCCAUCUCGCAGAACUUAAACCUCCUGGGAAAGGUUGAGCUCAUGGACUACCUGGACAGCAUUGAUUGCAGCUUGGAGGAUUUCCAGGCUAUGUUGUAUGGCAAGCAGUUCAGCAUUGACACAGACAUCGUGGAGUUUUUCAGUCCUGAUUCUAUGAUGAACUCAGUUGAUAUCGGCGCCCACGCUGCUGAAGAGACGGAGAGUUCAAAAGAGAACGCGGAAUUGUCAGCUAAAGGAGGGAAACUGGAAGCUGAUAAUACAGAUAAGCAGCUGGUUCAGUACACCACCUGCCCCCUGCUGGCCUUCCUGGAUGGCUGCACCUCCCUAACCCCGGAGCCUGAAUCUCCUGCAUGCGAGCUGGGGGAGGCGCUGCUGGAGCAGGCCACCGGGGACGACGAUCUCCUCGAACCAAGCCUGGAGAUGCAGGAACCUCCACGGAGCACACUGAUCCGCCUGGAGCCGCUGACAGAGGCGGAGGCCAGCGAAGCCUCCCUGUUUUACCUGUGCGAACUGAGCCCCGAUGGGCCUGGGGUGGGUGUGGAAGCCCCACAGCUGGAGGUCUAAAAAGGGGGGUGGGGGGGAGUGCCAUAAGGAAUGGACCUUUUGUAUAUAUUCAUCAAAAUGAUGAUCUAUUUAUUUGCCAGUAUCUUUUGGUACAGUUCUGUCCUGGAGUUCACUGAAAAAGUAUUAAAAAAAUGGGGGGGGGGGGGACACACCUUCUCUAGAAGAUGCUCUGCUUCAGCCUGGGAUGUAGAUGCCUGUAGGCUUCUUAUCCAAAAAGUUCAUAGUUUGAUGGUUAUUGGUUCUCUCUUUUUUUAAUUACUAUUAUUGCACACACUUCUUUUCAAAGUUGAAGAGGAACAUUUUGAAAGUCAUGUAUCAGUUACGGCUUGAGCAGCAAUUGUGAUUUUAGAAGUACAGCGAGACGUGUCUGUACUGGAUACCCACUUCAGUGUAUGGGACUCUUACUCGCAUAGUUGCAUUUUUAAUUCACAAAUUCUGCUGAGACGUUUUCAUGUGAGUUGCCUGUGAGCUUCUUGUCAUUAUUUCAGAGUUGGCAAUAACAAUAAACGCGCACAGCAAAACUCUU